Messenger RNA from Pezoporus occidentalis (night parrot), 970 nucleotides. RefSeq names its product interleukin 17C (gene IL17C). Lineage: Eukaryota; Metazoa; Chordata; Aves; Psittaciformes; Psittacidae. The record is from RefSeq and is a predicted model, not a curated record. The transcript has 3 exons. Gene Ontology annotation, cellular component: extracellular region. Bases 1 to 618 code for a protein of 205 amino acids. Gene Ontology annotation, biological process: inflammatory response. Gene Ontology annotation, molecular function: cytokine activity.
AUGUCCAGGUGCCCCGUGUGUGCACACCCCCAUGUGCUGGCACUGCGUGGCUGGCUCACUGCCCUGGCCCUGCUGUGGACCCUGGUGCUGUGCCGCGGCCUGCGCCGCCCCGUGCCCCAUCCGCAUGUGCCGUGCUACAGCGCUGGUGACCUGCGCGACGGCGAAGCCCCCGCUCCGCUGCUGGCCCGCAGCCUGCGCUGGGACCACUACGUCCCGGUGCAGUUGGUACCGCAGCUCGAGCGCCUGCAGGACAGCCCCGGCCACCGGCGGCACCGCCGGCACGGGGAGCACGCCUGCCCCGCGCUGCAGCUGCGCACCGGGCUGCACAGCGAGCCCCACGAGCGCUCCAUCUCCCCGUGGAGAUACCGCAUCGAUGAGGACGAGGACCGGUACCCGCGCAAGCUGGCCUUCGCCGAGUGCCUCUGCAGCGGCUGCGUGGACGUCAAGACGGGCCGGGAGACGACGUCGCUCAACUCGGUGCCCAUCCACCAGACCAUGAUGGUGCUGCGGCGCAAGCCCUGCCCGCGUCCCGCCGGCCCCGGCCUGGUCACCUUCGAGGUGGACUACAUCAGGGUGCCUGUGGGCUGUACAUGCGUCCUGCCCCGCACCGGGCGCUGAGCAUCGCCACCCCCAAGCUCCCGUGGAGCCCCCAUAGCGUGACCGUGUCACCGCAUCCACCCUGACCCGUGCUUGUUUUAGAGCACCCCCUCAACCCCUCACCCUGUUAUUUAUGUUAUUUAUGAGCCUUAUCGCUGGGGAUCUUCUUUUAACCUGUUAUUUAUUGCUGAUGCUCCCACCAAGGCUGCAACUCCAGGGCCAGCAUCACCCGACGGUGCCCAUGGCCCUGCAGCCGGACCCUGCGAGCGCUGCACGGAGGCUCGCUGGUUAUUUAUUCCCCCCCAAAAAAAAUCCUAUUUAUUGUCUCCUCUGUGUGUGCUAUUUAAUACUGGCAGCCUGCAAAUAAAGGCCG